Molecule: messenger RNA, 4457 nt
Organism: Schistosoma margrebowiei
Lineage: Eukaryota; Metazoa; Platyhelminthes; Trematoda; Strigeidida; Schistosomatidae
Source: the annotation of a GenBank genome assembly
GGAUGGCUAACCUUGAAGAUUAUGGAGAGGUAUGAUUACCUGCUGAAGUUUCUGAUUAUUGGAAAUGCUGCUACUGGCAAAACAUGUUUGAUGAGAUGGUUUCUUGAGGGGAAGUUUAAACAGGAUUCACUACACACGAUAGGUGUUGAGUUUGGAACAAAAGUGCUUAAAGUUGAUUCAAAGUCUGUAAAGUUACAGAUAUGGGAUACGGCUGGUCAGGAGAGAUUCCAAUGUAUCACACGCUCAUAUUAUCGAGGUGCAGCCUGUGCGCUGGUAGUUUACGAUAUCACUGACCGAGAUUCAUUUAACGCAAUUAAUUCAUGGAUUUCCUCUGUUAGAGAUUUAGCUCUUCCAAACCUGACAGUUAUACUGAUAGGAAACAAAGUUGAUUUGGAAGCGAAUUUACGUGAGGUCACUGAAUUAGAAGGGAAACAGUGUGCCAUUGAUAAUGGAGCUUAUACAUUUUUGGAAACAUCAGCUAAAAAUGGUUCGAAUGUUUUGGAUGCAUUUACCGCUGCUGUUCGAAGUGUUCUAGAACAAAUUCAAAAUGGUUCUAACCCAAACCAAAUGUCCUAUCCAGUUGGAAUUGGUCCUGCUCACUUAACUUUUCCCGGAUCAAACGAAUCUGUUAACAGUACAAAGUCAUCCAAGCUAUGUUGUCGUUCUUAGUGUUUGCUCAUUUUUGCAUCACAGGUAAGUCCAUAAAAUUUAUAAAUUGAAUUUAACAUGUUUGUGUUUACUUAGGUGUACUAAAUACGUCUUAACUGAUUAGUAGCAUAGAAUGAUAAAAGUGAAAACCUACGUUUUUCCAAUUGGAUUCUGAAAUUUAACCUAAUGUAUCAGCUUAUUAUUUACUUAUUUUAUUUGAACACAUAAAUAUUGGUACAAGAGGGCACCAAAUAUAUAUGCGCCACACAAAACAAUGAGAAUUCGAAGGAAAAAAGAAGGUAAGGAGCGUAAAAAAAGAACAAUAACGAACCGAUUAGUGUAAGGUAGUGUAAUAAUAAUAACAAUAGGGGAAACGGAAAGGUACAAUCAGAAAAAAUCUUUCAGUUAAGGAAGAAACAACUAUUUUGUUUUAUGAAGAAAGUAAAAGAAGGCUACAGCAGGAUCGCCACUGGCUUUUAUUCUGAGCCAUAUCUGAUAACGUCUCUAGCCAUUGCGUUGCACCACCUCUCGGACCCCGGCCAGGUAGUCGUGAAGGACCAACAGAGGCUAGCCCUUCGCAGAUUUCUUUCAUACCACAACAUCAUAUUAUACACUGACCACCUCUCCGCUUUUUCUAACCAGUCCCAGCAUCGGCGAAUAAUGCCACGACGUGGAAUUCUCUGGGACGACAUUCGUAGAACAUGUCCAAGCCACCGAAGUCGAUGUUUCAAGAUAGUGAUAUCAACUGAAUUAUCGUCUCUGUGCUUGAACACAGGAUGUUGAACCUCUGCAUUACUAACAUGGUGUUGCCACUGAAUGUCAGCAAUCCUUCGGAGACAACGAUGAUCAAACACAGAGGGUCUUUUAACGUCCUCAACUCAGAGAGGCCAGGUUUCACAAGCAUAGAGCAAAACUGCUCUCACCGACGCGUUGUAGAUCCGACCUUUUACAGCCAGACUAACAUCAUGAAGGCGCCAAAGAUGGCCCAGAUUGGCAUAAGCCACUCUGGCUUUCACGAUACGUGCAUUGAUCUCAUCACUCACACCCUCCCAGCACUUAUGCAGCUACCUAGAUACACGAACUUCUCGACUACUUCUAUCUGCUCACCAUCCAGGGUGAGUACAGGAUUAGGAUUGUAGGAAGCAAUUUCCUACAGACUCAACUCUGAGCUAAUCUCUAGACUGUCGAAUACAGAGUCUUGGUUUAGCCAAAGUCAGAACAAGCAAGCUAUUUGGCUAGAUAAACUUUAUCUGUUUCUAAAACAUAAAUUAACAUCGUUAGUGUACAAACAAACAGUACGGUCUAUUAAUACAGGGACAAACAGAGACAAAUAACAUACCGAACAGUAGCCAGAGAAUAGGAAAAAUGAGUCAACAAGCAAAUAUUGUUUUACAAUGAACAUCAAACUGUGAUUGGUUAAUAAAGAGAUACAGUCGUACAAGGUCAAAAAGCGUUAAUGUGGUGGUGGGCGUUUGCCUUAUUAUUGGUGGGUUCGUCUAUCGAUCGCAUUUUACAAGGAUCCUGCCAGUCUUGUAGAAGUACUUUACACUUCGAAGGUGCUAAGCACGUACCAAACCUACGGACACUGAUUGCCAACGAAAUUGAGAGGACGAGAAGCGAAUAUCCGGCGCUUUAACCGGGUCGGUGGACACUGAGAGUUCACCUAGGGGAGUUGGAAAACCCUAAUUUCAAACCAAUGGUACACAUGGGCUCCCGUAUCCUGAGGGAACAAAUGGCGUAUGAACCAAUCGUUGGUCACUGGCUUCCAUGAGACUGCAUCUCCUUACGAUGCUCCACUGCCUUGUCGAGUAAACCUUCAGGUCGAAGGCUACGGGUGUGGCCUUCUAAGAAAACCACUUGCUUCGGUUUGGGCACUCGAGCAGUAUCACAGCCCUCACACAUAUCAAAUGUGAUCUGUGUGGCGCAUAUGUAUUUGGUGUCAAAAUAAAUAAUAAAAUAUUGUAUUGCAUAAUUUUGUGAGUAUUCAGUUUGUGUAUAGAACAGAAUACACAUAUAAAAGUAGUGGUUUUAUUGUUCUAUUUUCACUUCAAAAUAAUCAUUAAUCAAUCUAAUUUGCAUAAAGUAUAGUAGUUUAAAAAAUAAAGCCUUCAAAUAGGUUUGUUUCAUUAUUUGAUUCCGGUUACGUAUCACUAUCUCUUGGAUAUCGUUUAACUCAAAUUCAAAUACAUGGAAUUGUAUCCAUUAAAUGUAUCAUUUUAUCAUUAUAAAUCAUUAUUCUGAACUGUAAUUAUCGUCGUGCUACAACAUUCAAUAACAGUAAUAAUCGUAUCUUGUUGUUAAUCAACAUUCUACUCUUAUAUAAAGUUAGACUCUGAUGGUAUUCUUCUGAAUGACAGUGAAUAAUUCACAAUUACCAACUAUCUAACUCAAAGAACUCAAUGCUAAGAACUGUUUUUUUUAAUCAAUAUUCUGUUUGCAUAGAAAAGUGUAACUUUUCGGAAGAAAUGUAGGUAGUAUGGUAGCAAUAAUUAAAAUUUUAAGAAUAAAUAGUUUUAAUGGAGUUUUAUGGACGAACCAAUCAGGUAUAAGAUAACAGGUUUCGGAUUUUGGCGAGAAAUUCACUCAUCCAUUUGGCUAAAUAAAGUUUUGGCAUUAUAGCUAGUGUCAGUUCGUGAUGAAAACUUUCAUCAUCAACCGUAAAUCACAACUUUAGUUCAUCACACAGGUUUAUAACCUUCAUUUGGUCCUAGUUAUUAAGUAGACACUCUCAAGGUUAAGGUGUCGCUGAAAGGUUGUCCGUAAGUAAAUCUCAUCGUUUUAAUAGGGUUCUCUGUUUUUGAUUGAGAUCAUGAACCAAUUAAUGUUAGACUACCACUAAACACCUGGAAGCACUGGACGGCCGUUUAGUCCUGUUAUGGGACUACUCAGCAAUGCACAUCGACGAUCUCGCGCCAAAGGGAUUCGAGCCCAGAGCCUUCAAUCUCGCGCGCGAACGCUUAACCUCUAGAUCACUGACCUGGUCGGCAUCGAACGGUGUUCAUGUCUAACGUCAACCAAUCUACGAAAUUUCGCGGCCAUCUUCCAUUGUAUUGAGGUAGAUACCUGUCUCUACUUGACACGGAUUAGUUCCACUGGUCAUGACUCCUCACUAGUACUCCUAGAAUUCCCUCACGAAACUAAUCAUUAGUGAUUACAUAGUAAUUAUCACUAUAGAGUUAUGGAAAUUAUUAACUUUUUGAUCAUUAUCAAUGAAUCUAAUAGUGUUUAUUAUGCUGUUGUUUCUUUUUUCUUUAUUGUUUACAGUUAUCUUUUACUUUUACACAUAAAGAUCUUUGGGGGUGUAUGGUAUUCUCAACAUACUAAUCAUUAUGUCUGUGAUAAAUUAUUGAUUUUCAUGUUUAUAUAAAUCAUUUCUACAUUUCAUCAGCAUAUAUACGUUCAACUAUAGGUAGGUGAUCAAUCUACUGUUUAGUUGAUUUUAAAUGUUAGUAUCUUCUUUAAAAAAAAAGAGAAUUAUACAAUUUCCUUUUCUUUUUUUUUGGCGGCGAGCGGGGAUCAAUUGACCUCUGUUCAUUCAUCACAAUACACACCCCCCCUUCUUUUUUUCUUAAAGAUUGUUCUUUCACAUCGUUCAAGAAAUUUCUCUUCAACCAUUGAUUCCUUGAUCAUUGUUUUUUUAAAAAAAAAUUAAAAAAGUUUUUUCGUUUUCUUUUAUCUUUUUCUCUUCAUUUUUCUUUUGUUUUUGUUUGUUUUUAUAUUCUGAGAUAUUUUAAGUUGAUAAGAUUAUUGUUGUUAUUAUGGUGAUAUAUAAUGUUAUAAUGCCUUCCAAUUAAUAUACUAUUUUUAAC